This is a messenger RNA of Paramecium primaurelia, 11667 nucleotides long. Lineage: Eukaryota; Ciliophora; Oligohymenophorea; Peniculida; Parameciidae. The record is from the annotation of a GenBank genome assembly.
AUGGAUUUAAUAAGUGAAAUCACUUUUUAUUCAGUAGUUUGUACAUCAAAUAUUACUAAAUUGCCUUUUAAAAAAUAUAAUCAAAUUUUAUUGAAUCAGUCAUCAUCGUUAAGAGGAGGUGGAUGCUGUUCAACAAACUCAGUUAUGCCUGAAACAAAAAGAUUUAACUAAUUCCCAUAAAGUUUUGCCACUAAUCUAAAAUUUCAAACAACUGUGAUAGUAGAAAAGGCUUCAUAAUUUAAUGAUAAAUACCAUUAAGAUGAUGUUCUUUGUGCAAUUAUCUGGUUUUAGAGUCACAAAGAACAUAUUUAAAAACUUUGCAUGAAUGAAACUUUAAAUUUAUAACACUAUGAUCUUAUUGAGCGUACUUUUGAGAGUUUAAUAAAGCAAUUAGUGAUAUACUUAAAAUUAUCUGGAUAUAUAUUUUAUACAUUACUUUAAAUAUGUAAUGAUUUACUUCGAGUUAUAUUUUAUUAUUAACAAAUAAAUGAAGAUAGAUAUAUGUAGGAAGUCCUAUAAUAAAAAUUAAAAGAAUAUAUUUCAGAAAUAGAAGAAUAAAUAUCGGUUGAAUCGACAAAAAUAUGGCUUACAGGAACGGAUUUUGAGCUUUAGAUGAUAAAAAUUUGUAUUGCACAUUUACGAACUAAUUCAGAAACAGGCACAAACUUAAUAAAAGCAGUAUUAUUUGGAAUAGCUUCUUCUAUAUCAUAAUUAAAACCUAGUGAAGAACUUUUAGAUGCUCUAAUGGAAGCAGGAAAAUAUCUAUUGCUCAAUUUUUAUGACAAGUAAAUUAAGAAUCCUUUGAAAAUAUAUGAGCUUUAUUAUUUUUUUGAAAAUUUGAAAUGGUCAAUAAUUUUCUAAUUAAAAGAAGGCUUUUCAGUUAAACAAACAAUAAAUUAGCUUACAGAUGGAUAUAAUAAAUAUAUUGGAGCUUCAUCAAAUUGGUUAAUUCAUUUUUGUUGGAUUAAUUUAAUCUCAGGUUUAAUGUCAUAUAGGCCAAUAAUUUAUAGAGGUGAAGUUGAAUAGAUGUUGAAUCAAAAACAUCAUAUUAGCUGGAAUUAAUUGAUUGUUUCUAAUUAAAUUGUUUUAAUGCCUUAUGAUAAGACUAAAGGAAAAGUAAAAUAUUCUGGGAGAGGGACAUUUAUUAUUCAAGAAUUUUAAAAUUUAAAAUUAUUUUAGGAGUACUUGUUAGAUGAAUAAGUCAAUUCUAUAAAAUUAUUAUCAUAGUAUUUAAAUUUUGAUUUUAGUUCAUAAUAGCAAAGCUAAAUCAAUUUACAAGAUUUAACAUUUAGUUUAUUCACAAAUAUUGAUGAUUUGGAAAUUCUUUCGUCAUUAAAUAUUGCUUUAUAAAAUUGCCACACAACAAUCAAGGAAAAUUUGAAUUAGAUAGAUAAUUAAACUUCUAAAAAUGAAGUAAUCUCAAUGUAAAAUAAAACUGAAAUAAAAAUUUAUAAACAAGAUAUUCAAUACAUUAUUAAUCAAUAAAAAGACUCAUUUUUGUAACUACUAUAUAUAUUCUAUGAGAUGGAUAUUAUUAGAAUUAAGGAAACUGAAAUAAUAAAUAAUAUUGAAUAAAUUUUUAGAUUAAAUGAGAAGAAUCUAGGACUAUUAAAGGAUAAAACUUAUAUAGAAUAGAUGCCAAAUUUAAAUGAAAUAAGAGUUGAGGCUGAAAAUAGAUUUUUAAAGUAAAUGCAAAAGCUACCCAAUUUAAUAGUUUAAUUUACUCAAAUUUUAAUCUCUUAUGAGGAUAUAAUUUUAGAUGAAAAUAAUGGAAAAGUUGUUUCAACGACCUAAUUAAAAUAGACAUUAAUAAAGUAUUAAUAAGAAUUGGAAAUUUUUAUGUAAGUCAUUAAUGAUUUCUUAAUCAAUUUCAUUUGUAACAUAAAAAAAAUAAAAAAUAAUAUCAAAUAAAUUAAUUCCUAGAUAUCCCUUACAAUUCCUUAAGAGUGGGUUUCACAAAAAGAUAUAUCAGAAUAAUUAAUUCAAUUUUAUAACUCUGCCUUAAUUAAAAAUUUAUCGAAUUAAAUUCUUUAGGUUUAUUCGACUGACUGGGUAGAAAAAAAUUGGGAAUUUAAUAAUCUUAACGAAUUUGGAAAAAAUAUUAAAAGAUGCAAUUAAAUAGCAUUAAUUUUUAAAUUUUACAAAAAAUUAUUAAGAAUUUAAUAACAAAAAAUAAAUGUGUUGCAAUAUGAAGAUAAUAUUGCAAAAUAGUAUUUUAAAAAUUAAAAUUAGCAUACUAAUUUCUUGGAAAACGAGAGCAUAGCUACAGAUUAAAUUAAAAGCUUAGUUCUUGAAAGAAAAGUUAUGAUACAAGAAUACUUUGAUAAAUAUCCUAAUUUAAUACUCAAUAAGUAAGAACUAAAUGAAAUAAAUAUAAUAGAAGAUAAAAUUAGAGAAGAUAUAAUCUCAUUAUAAUAGAAGUAAUGGAAUCAAGAAUUAAAGUUAUAAAGUAUUAUGAUUUUAUAAGAUGCCUUAAACAAAUUAUCAUAAUUAGGAUUGAAUAAAGUCAAUAAAUCAACUUUAAAAGAAGAAAUAAACUUAAAUUUUACUAAAUCUCUUUCAAAUUUAAAUAAAAAAAUAUAUGGAGAUGAUCAAAAAGCUGAAUAGACAGAAUUGCUUCCAAAAAACACAAUUAAUGAUUUAGAUUCUUAAAUUUUCUUUAAUUUUGAAAGCUCUAUUACUUAAAUAAUCGCUGUGAUAAUAAAUACAAAAAGACUAAGAAGAAUCAUAUAAUAAAAUUAUAAUUUGUUUAAUUGGAGUUCUGAAAUUUGGGGGUCUGAAAAAAAAGAUGAAUUUUAAUAAAGUAUUAAGAAUUUAAUAACUGAAUUACUUCAUAUUAUUUAGGACAGUUGUUUUUCUAUCUAAAAAGAAUAGCAAAUUGUUUUAAAUUAGGAUAAUAUUUAGCAUUUAUCAAAUCAAAAAUGUAUUGACAAAAUGAAAAUUAAUUUAAUUCUCCUUAAUAGUAAUUCAAUAUAUAAAAUAUAAUCAUAAAAUGGAAAUACAGAAAUUAAAUAUUGUUUAAUAUACUAAGAGUUGGUAAAAAGUUUAAAAGAUUUUACUACAUUAGAUACAUAAAAAACUAAUAUUUUAUCUGAGAUUUUUGGGAAUUCUUCUCAUAAAGUAAGAGAGGCAUUGGCAUUUAAUGUUAUAAAAAUUGAUGCUUUAAUUUAAGAAACCAAAAUCAAAGAGUUUUGUUAAAAUUUAUUACAAAAGUUAUGGAUUUAUGAAAAACAUGGUGAUGUUAGAAAUAUACUUAAAAAUAAGGAAAUGAUAGAAAUGUAGAAAUAAUUAUUUUCAAAUGAUCUCACUACAAUGACAAAUUAAAUCAAAGGUGAAAUGAAAAAUUUGCUUAAUAGAAUUGAAUAACUUGAAAAUUCUGUAUUAACUGAUAAUUCAAUUCAAUCAAAAGAAUAAUUACAAUAAGCCUUAGAUGAUUUUGAAAUUUAUUUUGAUAAUAUCACAGAUAUGUCUCAAAAAUUAGAUAUUAGUAUGAUAUUCUUGAAAGAAUUAAGUAAAGAUAUAAAGCAUAUCAAAAGCUCAAUAGAUUAAAUUAUGCAAAAUGUAAGUGAUAUAGCCAAUGAUGUUCGAAGACUUAGAGGAAAGAAUUUUGUUGAAUUACUACUUAUUAGGAAAGAAUAAAUAUUAAAAUAGAAGGAUGAGAAUGAAUUAGAUUAAAUACAUAUUGAAAUCUAAACUUAAGAAUAUGAUCCAGUAUCAGGAAAUAAAAAAUAAUCUUAAAAUUAAGAUAAAACUUCUUAUCUUUUAAAAAGAAUCUAUAAUGAUUUUGAGGGAGAAGUAAAUGAAUUUUUAUGGGAUGAAAAUGAAAAAAUUAAAGAUGUAAUGCUUUUAAAAGGAAAAGCAGGUUCAGGAAAAAGCAGAGCUGCUAAAAAUAUAGAAGAAUUAUUAUGGAGUUGCGAUUAACUAGAACCAAAAUGGAUUCCAAUUUAUGUUUCUUUACCAUCUAUUAAAGAUCCAAGACAUAAUUUAAUUGAUUAAGCGUUGGAAUCAUAAAAUUAUAACUUUGAUAGCAUAUAAAUAAGAGAUUUUAAGGAGGCAGUAAAAUAAAAAAAUUUAAGUAUUGUUUUAAUUCUUGAAAGUUACGAUGAGAUGAAGUAAGAUUGUUUAGAAUAAAAUCUAUACAAUUCAAAUAGAUUUGUUUAAGAAUUUAAUCUUACAGAAUCUGGAUAAAAUUUUAAAAUUAUUAUAACUUCUAGACAAGAAAUAUUAAAUUCAAUUGAUUAUCAAACUUGGUUUUAUGGAAAAAGUAUAAGUACUCUUAAAGAAGUUGAAUUACUACCCUUUAAUUCUGAUUAAAGUAAUGAAUAUUUAACAUAAUAUUCUAAAGUCAGUGUAAAAAGAGCAAUAAAAAGAUUUUAUGAAUUUCUAAAGUAAUUAAAAGCUUAAAGUUUUUCAUUUAAUGAAUUUAAAAUAAUUUGGAGUUAAAUUGAAGAAACAGUAAAAAAGAUUUUGUUACAAAAUUAAAAUGAAUAACUAUUAUUCUAGCCAAAAGACACAGAAAAAAUUAUUUUAAAGAUGUUAUAAAUAUAGUUUUUUUAGUUAUUCAAAGCUGAUUAAAUGAUAUCAUUAAAUAAAGAUUUACUUUAAUUAUGGGGUUAUUAAAAAUUUACUCAAACAAUCAAAAAAGUUAAAAUAUAAAAUCUAUUAAAUACACCUUUUAUGCUUGAAAUUAUUGUUUAUGUAUUGCCUAAAAUGUCAUCUUUUUUCUCUUAAGCUACUUUUAUGAGAUAAGUCUUGAAGUAAAACUAUCUUAAAUUGAAACAAGAAGCUAUAAAGUCAAAUUAGUUACUUAAAAAAUAUUCGCAAAUUAAUUAAAAUUAAAAUGAACAAGAUUAGAAAAUAUUAACUGAUGACAUAUAAUUGCUUAAACUUUGUGAAUAUAUCUUAAAUGAGUUAGAUAAUUAAAAUUUUUUUGAAUAAAACUCUAUUGCUCAUUAAUUUACUUAUAAAGACAAUGAUAUAAUGAAUGAGCUCAAAGUUAGUUUUACAGUAGAAUUUGAUGCAAAUUUUGUGGUUGCAGCAUUUUAAUUACAUCAAUUUACUGCAUUUGAUUUUUAUAAGUAAUUUGUUGACUUUUAUCAUGCUUCACAAAUAUAAAAAUGGAAAGAAUUAGGAAAAAAUAUCAAUUGGUAGAGUUUUUUGAUUGAUCUUUAAUAUUUUUGUACUUACUUAGCUAUUGAAAUGACUCUGAGUGAAUUAACUUAAGUUAAUUAUAAAUAGAAGGGAAAAUUAAAAUUACUAUCUGAAAAGGAUGAUCAGUAGGAUAUAUCUUGGGAAGAUCAUUAUUUUAAUGAAAAUGAAUAAGAUUCAGAAUAUAAAAAUUUAUUACGAAAAUGUAUGUUGAUUAAUUCAAAAGGUAAUUUAUUUUCAUUUAAUCAUAAAUCUAUUUAAGAGUUCUUUGUUGCAGAUUAUAUAUUUAAUUUAUUUGAAAGAAUAUUUGCAACAGAUAAAAAUAUAGAUGAAAUUUUAUUGAAAAAGAGUCUUUUUACUAAAAGAAAUAAAUUUAAUUUAUCAUUAGAACAUUUUCAAGGUUGUUUAGAACUCCUUAAACCUAAAAUCUACUAGUUUGUAAACUUUAAAGAAAAAUUGAUAGAAAUAGUUAAGUUGCAGAAUAAUUAUCCUGAUAUAAGUUCUGAAUUAAUAAGAUCAUCAUCUAAUUCAAUAUUUUUAUUAAGUUAUUUGGGAGAAUAUUUAGGAGAAGAAGAUUUAAAUGGAAUUUAGUUAUCAGAUACAAAACUUUGUGGAAUCUCAUUUUUUAAAAGUAAUUUAAGUAAUACAAAAUUUGACAAUGUUUCUAUAGAUUCCUGCAAUUUUACAUUAGGAAAAAUAGAAAAUGCAAAUUGGAAAAAUUUAAUUUGUAAAGAAAUACCUUCUUUGAUAGGUCACAAAAAACAAAUUAAAUCAAUUAUCUUUUUAGAUGAUGGAGCUACUUUACUUUCUGGAGGGGAGGACGGAAAAAUUAUUUUAUGGGAUGUAGAUCAAAAUAAAAAACCAUUAGAAAGAUAAAUUCAAAAUUAGUAGAUUUUAAAUGUAUCAUUCUGUAAAAUGAAUAAUACAUUAAUAUGUUUAUUUACUAAUUCUAUAUUUAUUCUAAAUGCCAAAGAUUUAUCUGAUACUAUAUAUUAACCUUUGAAAAAUUAUAUGUAUGAAGAUAUUUGUAGAUCAUCCAAUAAUCAAUAUCUUGCAGUCUAAUAUUUAAAGUUAAAUUUUUUUAUUUUAGAAAUGUAGAAUCUAAUAAUCUCUGAUAAACCCUAAAGUUUAUCUUAUCCAACUUCUAAUCAAAUAAAAUGUAUGGCAAUUUCAUUUGAUUAAAAAUUGUUAGCUACUGGAGGUUAAGAAUUAUUAUUGUGGGAUUAUAUUUCUGUUACGAAUAUAAAAUAGAUUACAAGUUUACCUACUACUCUUAAAAAUGUUUCUAGUAUUUUUAUCUCACAAAAUAGCUCAGUACUAAUACUUGGUAAUGGAGAUGGAAUUAUAGAAUUUUGGAAAAUUUUAGAUUUACAGAAUUUGUAAUUGCUUCAGUCAAUUAACCUGGAUGAGGGGAUUGAUAAAAUUGAGAUUACUAAAAAUAAUAAAUUAUUAUUAAUCAAAACCAAGACUNGUUUAUUUUCAUUUAAUCACAAGUCUAUUUAAGAGUUCUUUGUUGCUGAUUAUCUAUUUAACUUAUUUGAAAGAAUAUUUACAACAGAUAAAAAGAUGAAUGAAGCUUUAUUGCUAAAGAGUCUUUUUACUAAAAGAAAUAAAUUUAAUUUAUCAUUAGAACAUUUUCAAGGUUGUUUAGAACUCCUUAAACCUAAAAUCUACUAGUUUGUAAACUUUAAAGAAAAAUUGAUAGAAAUAGUUAAGUUGCAGAAUAAUUAUCCUGAUAUAAGUUCUGAAUUAAUAAGAUCAUCAUCUAAUUCAAUAUUUUUAUUAAGUUAUUUGGGAGAAUAUUUAGGAGAAGAAGAUUUAAAUGGAAUUUAGUUAUCAGAUACAAAACUUUGUGGAAUCUCAUUUUUUAAAAGUAAUUUAAGUAAUACAAAAUUUGACAAUGUUUCUAUAGAUUCCUGCAAUUUUACAUUAGGAAAAAUAGAAAAUGCAAAUUGGAAAAAUUUAAUUUGUAAAGAAAUACCUUCUUUGAUAGGUCACAAAAAACAAAUUAAAUCAAUUAUCUUUUUAGAUGAUGGAGCUACUUUACUUUCUGGAGGGGAGGACGGAAAAAUUAUUUUAUGGGAUGUAGAUCAAAAUAAAAAACCAUUAGAAAGAUAAAUUCAAAAUUAGUAGAUUUUAAAUGUAUCAUUCUGUAAAAUGAAUAAUACAUUAAUAUGUUUAUUUACUAAUUCUAUAUUUAUUCUAAAUGCCAAAGAUUUAUCUGAUACUAUAUAUUAACCUUUGAAAAAUUAUAUGUAUGAAGAUAUUUGUAGAUCAUCCAAUAAUCAAUAUCUUGCAGUCUAAUAUUUAAAGUUAAAUUUUUUUAUUUUAGAAAUGUAGAAUCUAAUAAUCUCUGAUAAACCCUAAAGUUUAUCUUAUCCAACUUCUAAUCAAAUAAAAUGUAUGGCAAUUUCAUUUGAUUAAAAAUUGUUAGCUACUGGAGGUUAAGAAUUAUUAUUGUGGGAUUAUAUUUCUGUUACGAAUAUAAAAUAGAUUACAAGUUUACCUACUACUCUUAAAAAUGUUUCUAGUAUUUUUAUCUCACAAAAUAGCUCAGUACUAAUACUUGGUAAUGGAGAUGGAAUUAUAGAAUUUUGGAAAAUUUUAGAUUUACAGAAUUUGUAAUUGCUUCAGUCAAUUAACCUGGAUGAGGGGAUUGAUAAAAUUGAGAUUACUAAAAAUAAUAAAUUAUUAUUAAUCAAAACCAAGACUAGAUUAUUCAGAUAUGAUUGUUUAGGAUUAAUCAAUGAAUAUGAUUAAGUUAUAUAAAUAGAAUAAUAUGAUACUGCUGCAUUGAUUUAAUAAUAAUAUUAUUAUUAAGUUGAUUUGGAUACUUGCAUUAAAGAAAUUGAAAUUAGUCCCAACGACAAAAUUUUAGCUUGUGUUGAAGAGAAAGAUAAUAAAUAUAAGUUGAGUAUUUGGAAUAUUAUUAAAAAAAAAUGCAUUACUUAUAUUGCCUCAUUAGUAGAUAAUUAGGACUAGAUUCUUUAAUUAAAAUUUUCUUUCGAUAGCUAAAUAUUAAUUUGUUGUAUAUUAAACUUUAUAUAUGUUUGGGACAUAAAUGAAUUGAAAUUGAUCAGGAAAUUGGAAACUUAAAUUGAUUAAAUAAAAUAUUUGGCAAUUUCCAAAGAUUUAACUUUUUUGGCUAUAUAAAAUUCCCAUUAUGUAGAACUAUUUGAAGAAUUUUGUAAUCCAAAUAGCAGCUGUGUUAGUAAAACAAUUGGAAUAGACAAAAAUUUUGAAUAUAAAGGGAUUUUGUUUUUAAACAAUAAAUUAGUUAUUAAUACAGAAAACUUUAAUUCAUCUUUUUUAUAAUUUUGGAAUGCGAAAUUACUUAUAUAAGAAUUCGAAUAAUUAUUUAAAGUAAAAUUUAAUUAUUUUAAUUUUUGUUUUGAUUAAAAUCUAAUGAUAACUAUUGGAAAAUUUGGAACUGUUUGGGAGAAAAGUGAAGUGUAUUAUGAAGAAAAAAGAUCUCUAAAUUCAUUUAACAAAUUAAGGUGGAAAAAGAUUGAAUAUUCUGAAAAAAAAGACUAUUUGAUUAUUUUUGAUGGAGAAAGUGUUUAUUUAUUCAAAGAUUAUUUUGAUAGUGAUGAAAAAUCUCAUGAUAUAUAACAGAAAAAGAUAUACUCUUCUCCUCUCAUUUAAGCAGUCUCAUUUUCAAAAAAUGGUAAAUUAUUAGCUUUUGGUUUGAAAAAUGGAAUUAAAAUAAUGUUUUUAGAUUAAUAUUUAAAACUAAAUUAGGAUUCUUAAUAUAUUAAUGAUUUUUCUAUUUCUGAUGAUUCAUCGUUGUUAGUCUUAGCAACAAACAGAGGAAUCAGACUCAAAAAUUAAGAAACAAACAAAGAAAUAUUUUACACUUUGGAUCAAAAAUAUCUAUUAAUAAGAUUUAUAGAAUAAAGUUAAAAGUUUGUAGCUAUUGCAUAAUCUUUUUUAUAUUUAUAUAAACUUGACGAUAUCAACAACCCUAUUGUUUUUCAACAUUUAAUAUUAUGUGGUAAUAAAAUAUAAGCAAUCUAUAAUUUAGAAUAAUCAAAUUCAAUGAUGAUAUUAUAUGAUAAAUUUAUAACUAUUCAUGAAUUAAAAGAAAAGGGAAAUAAUCAAUUAUUAGAAAUUUAGAAUGAGUUUAGUAUAUCAAAAGAUUGUUUGAUAUUAUCUAAAUCAAAUUAUGUAGGGAUUGGUAUAGAUAAUGAUAUUAGAUUUAUUCCUCUUUCUAAUUCAAUUAAGAUGCAUAAUAUAUAUAAUGCUUUUGUAUCUUAAUUUUACAAUAUUUUAUAUUAUAGUUUUUCUUUGAACUGUUAAGAAUUUAUAAUCAUAGGUUUGAAUUAUGAAGAGAAGUUACAGAGAGCAAAAAUAAAUUUAAUUAAUUUAGAAAUAGAGAUAAAAUCUAGUGAAAUUAAUUUUGGAUUUAAUAUUAAUAUUUAUUCAAAUUAGAAAUAGGAUAAAUUACUUUUAGUUCACAAAGACAAUUAGAAUUAUUAAAGAAAAUUAGAUUUAAUCGAUUUUGAAUCAUUAAAAAUAAUUUAAUGUAUAGAAUAACUUAAUCACAAUGAAUCAAGUUGUAAUUAUGCUAUAUUUUCAGAAGAUAAUUCAUAUUUUAUCACUAAAUAUAAAGAUUAAACUAUAAAAUUAUGGGAUUCAAAAACAUAUAAACUUUUAUCAAAAUUUAAAAGUGAUACAACCAAUUUUGAUUUGAUUUCUAUUUCAACAAAAGAAAUCUUAGCAUAAUCAAAUAAUCACAUUAUUAAACUUUGGAAUUUGAAGGCUUUAAGAUCAUAAUAAUCAGAAAUGGAUGGCCAUUCUGAUUCAAUUAAUUUAAUAUCAAUAUCUCCUGAUGGUUUAUAAUUAGUAUCUGGUUCUUUGACUUAAAUUAUUAGAUGGGAAUUAACCAAAUUUAAAAAAAUAGAUGUAUUAAUUAAAGGAUAAGGUUUGCGCUCUAUCUUUUGUUUCUCUGAAGAUGCAAAUUAUUUUGCAGCUGUUGAUAAAGAUCCUUGCCUAAUUAUAAUUUGGAAAUUAAAUACUUUAUAUUUAAUUGAAAAUUUCAUGACAAUAAGUUAUUUUACUUAAGCAAUAAAUUUAAAAUUUAAAAUAGCUGAUAAUCAUCUAAUUUCAUGCUAUUAAAUUGAAUCUUAAUUGUAUCAUAUAGCUUGGGAUUUGAGUAAGCCUGAAUUAUAUUAAAUUUAAAGAAAAACUUGUUACGUUGACAUUCCUAAACCUGUCAUGUAAUUUUUAAGUGAUAAUAAUUUAAUGAUAUAAAUUAAACCUCUUAAAAUUUUUGUUUUUUUUGACCAAGAAAAUUCAGAAUAUUUUUAAUUUGAUAAUUCUUAAUCAAUAUCAGAUGCUAAAUUAGUUACUAUUACGCAUGACAAUCUUAAAAUGGCAGUUUAAAAUGAAAGUGAAAUAAUUAUUUGGUCUUUUAAAAAAUAACAAAUUGAACAUAGGUUUGAAAAUGAUAUUGGAUGUACAUAGAAUUUAGUAUUUUCAGGAGAUAAUAAAAUACUAUUUACUAAUUACAAUGUUACUAUUAGAUGUUUAGACGUAACCAAUUAAUACAAAAUUAUUAAAGAGUUCAAGCUAAAUAAACCUGAUGAAAUGGAUGAAUAAUAAUUUGAUUAAGCUUAAUGUUUUCCUGUUGAAAAUGAUAAUUUUCUCAUUAUAUAUUCUUUUAUUGAGCCUCUUAAAAAGAUUGUAAUAUUAGCAACAUAUGUAUCUGAUUUUGAGUAAUUUUAAAUGUUGUUGGAAACAAAAACUAGUAGAGAUUUUUUUAAUUGUGCAUAUUGUGAUAAAAGACAGAUCUUAGCUAUUCAAAAUAAUUUUUAUUUCUCUUUAUUUGAUAUGAAAUCUAAAAAAUAAAUUGCAAUAUUAGAACCAAAUUAAUUUACAAAUUUUAAUCCUCAUUUAUUACGUUUUUAAAAAGAUGGAAAUUUAUUAGUAUCCAUCGGUUAUGAUAUGAGCAUUAUUCUAUGGGAUUUGUCUGAUUUAAGAAAAAUUAAACUUAAAGUAAACCAAAAUUACCAACCAAAUCAAUAGGAAGUAAUUAGCAUAUCAUUUUAAGAAUAUGAAAAUCAAGUUUAUAUAUAAAAAAUUCUCAGUAGUAAUGAUAUAAAUGCAGAUAAUAUUUCAGAUUAUGUUGAAUACUGUUAAUUUUUGAUAGAGGAUAUAAAUUAUAAUUAUUUAAUAGAAGAGACUUCAGAGUAUAAAUUGCAUCUUAAGGAAAACAAAAUAGAAAUUAAAAAAUAAAAAGAUGGGAAAUUGAUAUAUUGUUUAGAUCAAUUUAAUACAUAAAUUAAUUGUGCCACAUUUACUCCAUGUGGUUAAAACAUUAUUUUAGGAAUGAAAAAUGGGUCAAUUUUAUUUUAUAGAUUAGAUUAAAAUUAGAAUUAACCAAAAUGCUUUAAAAGCUUUACUUUAUAUCCAUUAAUUUUAGCAGAUUCAUGUAGUAUCAAAGGUUCUAUAUUUUUUAAUUAAGAAAAUCGUAAUUUACAAAACUUAUUUCAUGAAAAAGGUUCCAUAACAUAAUGA